GUGACACCAUCUCUUAAAGCUAUACAGGGCCGCUGUAGUGGUUUCCUAAGAGAUUUUACACUUGAUCUGGAGCUUUGGAUUAUUCGUAGUUAUGCGUAAAAAAGCGCACCGCUCGUCGUGACGCAGCGUCACCGUUUUGGAUGCAGCGCUCUCCUUGUAAAUCCGAACUGGCAGUUGAUUUAGUAAAACAACUUUUUUUUCCCCAUGGAGAUUACAUAUAUCAUGAGGAUUUUGUGGGUGUUUGUCUUGUGCUUCAUUGAUUUAUCAGAUGCUGUGAUCGACUUGACCAUGAUCUCCACAGCAGGGGUCACCAACGCCAAUCACUUCACCAUCUCGUGUAUCAAUGGAGAGCGCAGCCCAGUCCAGCCUGAGCUGGACAUCAAGAAAGACAACAAAAUCAUCACAUUCCCCAAGAUGCCAAAUUUUAAACUGCAUAAGCUCAGGGACAAGGAGGUAAUAGCCAGAGAGUUCCGUGACCUGGAUGAUGUUGGUAUCUUCUACUGUGUAUCCACUCAAGAAGGUACCCCGCUUGAGACAGUCACAAUGAUCAACAACUUUGGCAGAGCAAAUUUUCUUCCAACUCACCUCACUCUGACCGCUAACAAAGGAGACACAGUUAACAUCAGCAUACAGUCACACGACUCCCAGAGGAGAGAUGUGACCUGGAGGUACAACGGAAACUACCACCAUAUAUCUCACUGGAAUGACAUGAUCAAUUCCACUGCUGUACUGACAAUGGAGAGUGUAGCGUUUGCCAAUCAAGGCAUCUACAGUGUCAGCUACAUGGGGGACAGCCCCCUCCAGGGUGUCUGGAUGAGGCUCAUUGUUAGAGACUGUCCCAGUGAGAAGUGGGGUCACUACUGUGAUAAGGAUUGUCCAGAGUGUCUAAAUGGUGGCGUGUGUCAUGAUGCAGACGGAGACUGCGUCUGCCCUCCAGGAUUCAUGGGAACACGCUGUGAGACAGCCUGCAGAGAAGGAAUGUUUGGUCGAAACUGCCAGGAGUCAUGUGGCACUGAGCUGAACUGCAAGGGGCUUCGUUUCUGCCUACCGGACCCUUACGGCUGCUCUUGUGCCAGCGGCUGGUUUGGCAGCCGUUGCGAGAAGGCCUGUCAUAAUGACAUGUACGGGCCAGACUGCAGGCUGAGCUGUAAAUGCCGGAAUGGAGGAGUCUGCAGUCGUUUCAGUGGAUGCCAGUGUCCCACAGGCUGGAGAGGACAGAACUGUGAGAAGUCUGACCGAGCUCCACAGAUCUUGGACCUGGACAGUAAUGUGGAGUGGAAUCUCAAUUCAAGUCCCAAGAUCCAUUGUUCAGCCACAGGAAACCCCCUUCCCAGCCACAACAGCAUUGAGCUGCGAAAGUUGGACAGCACUGUGCUCAAGGCCUCUCGCACCACCAUGGAGUCAAAUAAGAGUACAGCCCUGUUUGAGAUCCCUCGCCUAAGUACUCAACAAGGAGGGAUGUGGGAGUGCAGGGUAUCCACCAAUGGAGGCCAGGACUCUCGGAAGUUCAACCUCACCAUUAAAGAGCCCCCUGUACCAACUACUACUCCCAAACUGCUAGAAAAGAGGAGUAAGCAGUUGAUUGUCAUGCCAGUGGGCUCCUACCGAGGAGACGGCCCGAUUGUCUCCACCAGGCUCCUCUACAAGCCUGUGGAGAAUGGAGAUUCUUGGUCCUCCAUCAUAGUCUACAGUGAUAAAGAGCCCAUCACACUGAUGAACCUGGAACCUUCGACAUGCUACCGUGUCCGUGUCCAGCUGAGUCGUCCUGGAGAAGGAGGAGAGGGGGACCCAGGGCCAGAGGCCAUCAUGGAGACUGAUUGUCCUGAGCCCACAGUUCGACCUGAGAUUGACAGCAGUUCGGUGGAAGGCCGCAAUGCCACUGUACGCUGGCGACUGCCUGCCAGCAAUGGCAAUAAUGCUUGCGCAGCCAGUGGCUUUUUAGUGCAGCUCAUCGGGCCACCGCCCCACAGUGAGAAACUACUGGAGGAGACCACCCUGCUCAAUGUGCUUUCCACCAAGUUCCACAACCUGGAGUAUCAUCAAGACUACACGGUGGUGGUGCGCCUCAUCAACUGUGGCAGCCAGGGGCCACCAUCCAAACCCUACCUCUUCCACAUCAACAGCCAGGGCCCAUCGUCCCCACGCAACGUCCAGGCCCUUCCCCUGUCUGUGUCUGCCAUUCAGGUGAGGUGGCAGCCCCCUCAAGAUCCCAAUGGAGGAAUCAUCAAAUACGUCAUAGAGUACCAGCCAGUUGGCCAGGGGAGCCCUCUUCCUUGGGUGGACACAGAUGAUGGGAACAAGACCACCAAAGAUGUGACAGCACUGAAUGGAAGCACGCUCUACCAAUUCAGAGUGAGGGCUUUCUCCAAAGUGCCUGGAGAGUGGAGCAAGUUUGUUGAGGCAAAGACACAAGGGGAUGACCUUCAGAAUUUAAACCCGACCACCCAGGGUGUGACUAGAGGGCCUGCUGGGGACAACUACCAGCUGCUGGUGGCAAUUGUGGGCUCAGUGACCGUCACCUGUGUGACAAUCCUGUUGGCACUGCUGGCUCUUUUCUUCAUCCGCAAGACACUGCUCAACCGUCGGCGCACAUUCACAUACCAGUCCGGAUCAGGUGAGGAGACUAUUCUACAGUUUAACUCAGGAACUCUGACCCUAACACGAAGGCCCAAGCCCACUCCAGAGCCCCUCACCUAUCCAAUCCUUGAAUGGGAGGACAUUAAGUUUGAAGAUGUCAUCGGAGAGGGCAACUUCGGCCAGGUGAUCAAAGCCAUGAUCAAGAAGGACGGCAACAAGAUGAGUGCAGCCAUCAAGAUGCUGAAAGAGUUUGCCUCAGAGAAUGACCACAGAGACUUUGCAGGGGAGCUGGAGGUGCUAUGUAAACUAGGCCAGCAUCCCAACAUCAUAAACCUCAUCGGAGCCUGUGAGAACAGAGGUUACCUGUACAUAGCCAUCGAAUACGCUCCCUUCGGUAACCUCCUCGACUUUCUGAGGAAGAGUCGUGUAUUGGAGACCGACCCCGCCUUUGCAAAAGAGCAUGGCACUGCCUCCACCCUCACCUCCCAACAGCUGCUGCAGUUCUCUGUAGAUGUGGCCACUGGGAUGCAUUACCUAAGUGACAAACAGUUCAUCCACAGGGAUUUGGCAGCCAGGAAUGUUCUUGUAGGGGACAACCUUGUGGCGAAGAUAGCAGACUUCGGCCUGUCCCGUGGCGAGGAAGUUUACGUUAAGAAGACAAUGGGGAGGCUGCCUGUCCGCUGGAUGGCCAUCGAAUCCCUGAACUACAGCGUGUAUACGACCAAGAGUGAUGUGUGGUCUUUUGGUGUUCUCCUCUGGGAAAUUGUAAGCUUGGGUGGCACACCAUAUUGUGGGAUGACAUGUGCUGAGCUUUAUGAAAAACUGCCGCAAGGAUACAGGAUGGAGAAACCCAAAAACUGUGACGAUGAAGUCUACGAGCUGAUGAAGCAGUGCUGGAGGGAUCGGCCUUAUGAGAGACCCCCCUUCUCCCAAAUCUCUGUCCAGCUCAACAGGAUGCAGGAGGCCAGGAAGGCUUACGUAAACAUGGCUCUCUUUGAGAACUUCACCUAUGCUGGGAUAGAUGCCACAGCUGAGGAGGCCUGACUACCAGCCCCCCCAGACCCUAGAAUGCCACAUAGCUCCAAGAGGAAGUCCAGAGGAUGGUCGCCACGUUACUGCCACCUCCCUGGCACUCAACGUCGAGACAGAAGGACUCGGCGCUCUACCAGAACCACCCAGCUAUAGAUAGAGAACUGUGAAAGGACACUGAUUGGAGUGUGGAGAUAUCAGAGGCAUUGGGAGAUGUGGAGUAUCGCUGGGUCUUGGAUGGAGAGGUGCAAUUUGGGAAAUACUGACCCCUUGCCAUUACAAACCAUUCAGAGAAAAGAGACAUAAAAUUGUAACCUUUGCUGUAACAAAGGUUACAAUGCUGGACCCUUUCUCUGAGUGUUGAGGGGAAGUGGCAAAUAAGGAGCUAUGUGACUUGCUGAAACACCACAGGGUCUGUGGGGUGUAGUUGCUGGACUUUAUUUUCUCUCCAUUGCUCUAAAUGGAAAGGGAAAUGUUUUCAUGAAGAUGAAAUUAAAAGGCACAGUGUGGAUCACAAACAUUCAGGUUCUCAGAUUUAGUGAAGGACUAAAGACAUUCAAUGUAGCACUUAAAACCAGCCUCAUUCAUGCCAUAUGUGUCUUUUAACAUUUGCUUGUCACUGCCAUGAGAAUGUAACUACUACUAUAUGUAUUUUGUCUCUUUUUUUAAGAACGCAUACAUGUAUCAAAGCCUCCUAUUCAAAUGUAGUCAGAGUUACAGACUGAUGUAAAUGCAACCAUAGUAGAUGCUCAGUAUGUUGCAUGCAAAGCUCCACCACAUGAGUAGUCAUCUGGAAUAUACUACUAAUAAAGGGCUGAUGACGAGCCAGUCUUCAAGCUACCACCAUUAUAGUUUACCUUUAUGCAACCUAACGCAAUGUAUGGUAUGUAUCCACCACCUAAGAAUGUACAGUUUUCUUUAGCUGGUUCCUUGAAUAAAGCUUUUGUGUGGUGACUGGACUCAUCAC
Toxotes jaculatrix (banded archerfish) is the source of this 4573-nucleotide messenger RNA. RefSeq names its product tyrosine kinase with immunoglobulin-like and EGF-like domains 1 (gene tie1). The record is from RefSeq and is a predicted model, not a curated record. The transcript has 24 exons. Lineage: Eukaryota; Metazoa; Chordata; Actinopteri; Toxotidae. Gene Ontology annotation, cellular component: signaling receptor complex. The coding region runs from base 205 to 3621 and encodes 1138 amino acids. Gene Ontology annotation, molecular function: protein binding; transmembrane receptor protein tyrosine kinase activity; ATP binding. Gene Ontology annotation, biological process: protein phosphorylation; cell surface receptor protein tyrosine kinase signaling pathway; positive regulation of kinase activity.